Camelina sativa (false flax) is the source of this 4533-nucleotide messenger RNA. Lineage: Eukaryota; Viridiplantae; Streptophyta; Magnoliopsida; Brassicales; Brassicaceae. The record is from RefSeq and is a predicted model, not a curated record.
AUGGAGAACCAGAAGAAAAAUGCCACUGAGGUGACUGUCAAGAUCGACAACAUGUAUUCUGAGCUGAAUGGGAGAAUCGAAUCGUUAAAGUCUCACAUGAGAGUGUUGGAAAACCAAGUGGCACAAUCCGCAGCUAGAGUCAAGGCACCUCCAGGGACACUUCCAGGAAAAAACGAGGCUAAUCCAAAAAAAUACGAUCAGGAAGGCAACCAUGACGAACCUCUCAACAAUAUUCCUGAUAAUGUUGCUAAACGUAGAACAACAGUUCCUGAAGAAAAGCAACCCAGUGGAUCGCAGCAACCCUACGCACCCAGACUACCUUUCCCUACUCGCCGCAAAUCAAAGAUUCAGGAGCGAGAAUAUGAGAAGCUGAAGUCAGUAGUAGGGGAGCUUCAGGUUAGACUCCCUUUCAUCGAAGCAGUAAGGAUGGUUCCAUCUCUUAAGAAGUAUAUGAAGGAAAUUCUAACCGACAAGCUCAGUUUGGAGAAAGGAGUGAUGAGCAAUAACGUCGAGAAUCCUCAGGAUCAGGUCUACCCACCGCGACCUCAGCAGAACAACUUUGCACAGGGCUUCCAGAACAAGGGUACAGGUUUUGGAGGAUCGAAUUUCCAACAAAAACCUCAGGUCAACAACUUCGCGCAAGGGUAUCAACCGGUUGCACCGCAGGCAGCAGUCCCACAGGAGAGCAAACUGGAACAGAUGAUGCAUGCUCUGAUGGAGAACCAGAAGAAAAAUGCCACUGAGGUGACUGUCAAGAUCGACAACAUGUAUUCUGAGCUGAAUGGGAGAAUCGAAUCGUUAAACUCUCACAUGAGAGUGUUGGAAAACCAAGUGGCACAAUCCGCAGCUAGAGUCAAGGCACCUCCAGGGACACUUCCAGGAAAAAACGAGGCUAAUCCAAAAAAAUACGAUCAGGAAGGCAACCAUGACGAACCUCUCAACAAUAUUCCUGAUAAUGUUGCUAAACGUAGAACAACAGUUCCUGAAGAAAAGCAACCCAGUGGAUCGCAGCAACCCUACGCACCCAGACUACCUUUCCCUACUCGCCGCAAAUCAAAGAUUCAGGAGCGAGAAUAUGAGAAGCUGAAGUCAGUAGUAGGGGAGCUUCAGGUUAGACUCCCUUUCAUCGAAGCAGUAAGGAUGGUUCCAUCUCUUAAGAAGUAUAUGAAGGAAAUUCUAACCGACAAGCUCAGUUUGGAGAAAGGAGUGAUGUACCUUACACAAGAGUGCAGUUCUAUGCUCCAAAAUCGAAUGCCUGAAAAAUGUGGGGAUCCGGGACCGUUUACCCUGCCUUGCACGAUAGGAGAUCUCAAGUUCAGCAAAUGCCUUUGCGACCUGGGAGCGAGCGUGAGCCUUAUGCCACUCAGUGUUGCGACACGACUUGGCCUCUACACCUUCAAACCGACCCAAGUCACCCUCGUCCUUGCUGAUCGUUCCACUCGACGCCCGGAAGGAGUGUUGGAGAACCUACCAGUGCAAAUUGGGAACUGCUACAUUCCUACUGAUUUCAUAGUUCUGAAGCUUGACGAGGAAUCCCAAGAACCGAUCCUACUUGGAAGACCUUUCUUGGCCACGGCUGGUGCGAUGAUAAACGUCAAGGAGGGGAAGAUCGAUUUACACAUGGAUGAUCUGAUUUUGAGAUUUAAUUUGGAGAAAGCAGCUAAGAAACUUACGAUUGAUGGUCAAACCUUCUGGGUUGAUACAAUAGGCGAAAUAGCAGGUGAGAUCUAUGAUGAAGUGUGUACAAGUGAUCAUCUGGCUGUAGCACUCACCAAGACGGAACCAGAGCUGGGAUAUCUCUCUGAGGAGACUGAGAGCUUGGCUAGGACACUCGAUGCUGCAGCAGUUCUGAAACAUGAAGUCCUAUUCAUCAAUCUGCAACAUGGACUGACUGAUCCGGAAAAUGGACUGACCGAUCCAACUCCUCCUGUGGAAGCAUCCGAUAAAGGCGACGGAUUGACCAUUCCAGGCGACAGAUCAGCUGAUCCCAAAAUUUGCCCUGGGACAAAAUCAAAUCAGGAGGAUUGGAGCGAACUCAAGGCUCCAAAGUUGGACUUAAAGCCACUCCCAGAAGGGCUAAGGUACGCGUAUCUCAGACCUAACUCCACAUAUCCGGUUAUCAUUAACUCUAACCUGAACAAUGUUGAAACCGCACUCUUGCUCUGCGAGUUAAGAAAAUAUAGGAAGGCUUUGGGUUAUUCCUUAGAUGACAUUUCAGGUAUAUCACCAGAGUUGUGCUCACAUCGGAUUCACCUCGAAGAUCCAUCUAAGUCUUCCAUCGAACACCAAAGGAGGCUAAAUCCGAACCUCAAGGAAGUGGUGAAGAAGGAGAUCCUCAAACUGUUGGGAGCCGGAGUUAUUUUCCCAAUCUCUGACAGCACUUGGGUGAGCCCAGUCCAUGUAGUGCCGAAGAAAGGAGGGGUGACAGUAGUUGCAAAUGAGAAAAACGAGUUGAUCCCCACCAGGACAGUAACAGGGCAUCGCAUGUGGAUAGAAGUCGACAAAGCCAAGUUAGAGGUCAUGUCCAGUCUACAACCUCCGAAAACCGUUAAAGACAUUCGCAGAUUCCUUGGCCAUGCGGGAUUUUAUCGGAGGUUCAUAAAGGAUUUUUCCAAGAUAGCCAGACCACUCACCCAGCUGCUGUGCAAGGACAUCUCUUUUGAGUUUACUGCAGAUUGUUUGGAGGCUUUCCUGACAAUCAAACAAGCACUGAUCUCGGCUCCGAUAGUGCAACCACCCGAUUGGGAUCUGCCAUUCGAAGUUAUGUGCGAUGCAAGUGAUUUUGCAGUGGGAGCGGUUCUGGGACAACGCAAAGAUGGUAAGUUGCAUGUUGUUUACUAUGCUAGCAGGACACUUGAUGGGACACAGACCAAGUACGCCACAACAGAAAAGGAAUUACUCGCCAUAGUCUUUGCCUUUGAAAAAUUCAGAUCCUAUCUGGUUGGAUCCAAAGUUAUUGUACACACAGAUCACGCUGCACUGUGCUACUUGUUAACUAAGAAAGAUGCUAAACCGAGAUUGCUGCGAUGGAUACUACUACUGCAGGAGUUCAAUCUUGAGAUAAGAGACAAGAAGGGGAUUGAGAAUGGGGUCGCGGACCACCUUUCUAGGUUGAGAAUUGAUGAAGAAAUCCCCAUAGAUGACCGACUCCCUGAGGAAAAUGUGUAUGUGGUUGCAGCCUUCCUCGACUGCUACAAGGAGAAAGCUGAUAUUAAAGUACUUCAACAAACAGUUAACGAUUUGCCAUGGUAUGCCGAUAUCGCAAACUAUUUGUGUGCAGUAGAAGAACCUCCGAACUUCACUGGAUAUGCUAAGAAGAAGUUCCUCAGAGAUGUGCAACGCUACUUUUGGGAUGAGCCUUUUCUUUACAAGCAUUGUGCUGACGGCCUCUACAGGAGAUGUGUUCCAGAAUCAGAAGUACAAGGAAUUCUUUUUCAUUGCCACGGUUCUAACUACGCGGGACACUUCGCCACUUUCAAAACCGCGACAAAAGUGCUCCAAGCAGGCCUCUGGUGGCCUACUUUAUUCCGAGAUGCACACGACUUUGUCUCCCGAUGCGACUCUUGCCAACGACGUGGGAACAUCAGCAAACGGAACGAGAUGCCACAAAACUUUAUCUUGGAAAUCGAGGUGUUUGACUGUUGGGGAAUCGACUUCAUGGGGCCUUUUCCACCCUCUUAUGGCAAUCUCUAUAUACUUGUUGCAGUGGAUUACGUUUCCAAAUGGGUUGAAGCUGUCGCAAGUCCUACUAAUGAUUCGAAGGUGGUUCUCAAGAUGUUCAAGCACAUAAUUUUUCCACGGUUUGGUGUUCCUAGGGUGGUAAUAAGCGAUGGGGGCACUCACUUUAUCAACAAGCUUUUUGCAAACCUUUUGCGAAAACAUGGCGUGACACACAAGGUCGCUACCCCUUACCAUCCACAGACCAGUGGGCAGGUCGAGAUCUCUAAUCGAGAAAUCAAGAGCAUCUUGGAGAAGACAGUCAACUCAACCAGAAAGGAUUGGUUCUUAAAACUCGAUGAGGCAUUAUGGGUAUAUCGGACUGCUUACAAAACACCCAUCGGUACCACCCCUUUUUGGCUGGUUUAUGGGAAAUCAUGUCACUUGCCUGUUGAGUUUGAGUAUCAUUCCUUAUGGGCGACCAAGCAGAUGAACUUCAACCUCAAAUCCGCAGCAGAAAAACGCCUUAUUCAGCUGAAUGAGCUUGAUGAGAUUCGCAUGGAUGCUUAUGAGAACACCAAGAUAUACAAAGAGAGGACCAAAGCCUUACACGACAAGAAGAUUGUCCCCAGGGAUUUUGCUGCGAACGAUUUGGUCCUUCUUUUCAACUCAAAGCUGAAGAUAUUUCCUGGGAAGUUGCGUUCCCGUUGGUCCGGACCUUUUCGAAUCAAGGAAGUCAUGCCUAAUGGUGCUGUUGUACUUUGGGACCAAGAGGGCAAAGAAUUCACUGUCAAUGGUCAGCGUCUUAAACUGUACCUAGCGGAGUAUGACCCAAUUGAGAUUUCCCUCCCUCUGGAGGAACCACUAGCUGCCUAA